Messenger RNA from Propithecus coquereli (Coquerel's sifaka), 709 nucleotides. Its product is annotated as serine/arginine-rich splicing factor 7. Gene Ontology annotation, biological process: mRNA splicing, via spliceosome. The annotation marks the transcript as partial. The transcript has a single exon. The record is from RefSeq and is a predicted model, not a curated record. Gene Ontology annotation, cellular component: nuclear speck. Gene Ontology annotation, molecular function: zinc ion binding; RNA binding. Lineage: Eukaryota; Metazoa; Chordata; Mammalia; Primates; Indriidae.
GGUAGUGCCGGCGGGACCAUUGGUGAGUAAGUGUGUUGCAGCUUUUGUGUUAUGCGAGUCUGGUUGCUGCGAGCUAAAGAGCAGAGCACGCGGGCCGGUCAUCAUGUCCUGCUAUGGGCGGUAUGGAGGAGAAACCAAGGUGUAUGUUGGUAACCUGGGCACUGGUGCUGGCAAAGGAGAGUUAGAAAGGGCUUUCAGUUAUUAUGGUCCUUUAAGAACUGUAUGGAUUGCGAGAAAUCCUCCAGGAUUUGCCUUUGUGGAAUUUGAAGAUCCUAGAGAUGCAGAAGAUGCAGUACGAGGACUGGAUGGAAAGGUGAUUUGUGGUUCCCGAGUGAGGGUUGAACUAUCAACAGGCAUGCCUCGGAGAUCACGUUUUGGUAGACCACCUGCCCGACGUCCCUUUGAUCCUAAUGAUAGAUGCUAUGAGUGUGGUGAAAAGGGACAUUAUGCUUAUGAUUGUCAUCGCUACAGCCGGCGAAGAAGAAGCAGGUCACGGUCUAGAUCACAUUCUCGAUCCAGAGGAAGGCGAUACUCUCGCUCACGCAGCAGGAGCAGAGGACAGAGGUCAAGAUCAGCAUCUCCUCAACGAUCAAGAUCUGUGUCUCUUCGUAGAUCAAGAUCAGCUUCACUCAGAAGAUCUAGGUCUGGUUCUAUAAAAGGAUCGAGGUAUUUCCAAUCCUGUUCAAGAUCAAGAUCAAGAUCCAGGUCU